CUCACUAUCACAUGAAUCUGGACUGGAAGCUGGAUGGGAAAAGUUUGGAGGUCUCGGUGAAAUCGCUCCUCUCAGGCCGCUUUCUAGUGCGCGCGGCCCCGCCUCGCCUUUAUAAGUUUUUUUUUAAUUCCUCCGGUUGUGUCGGAGGGAAAAACGGAGUCGGCUGGACUGUUUUCCAGACUGGCUCUUCUUUUUUUUUUCCUGCAGGAACACACGGGGGAGGAGGAGGGAGAGGAGGGGGGACGCUCUGGCUGCUUGAGCAGAUCUGUUUCGAUUCCAAACUUUGGGCGACAUGGACGCGCACCGAGGCGCGCCUCCGGCAGGGCAGCAGGUCGUGCACGUCCGCGGGGACUCCAAGACGGAGCUGGAGGCCCUGUUCAGCGCCGUGAUGAACCCCAGCAAGGCGGCCAGGCAGCCCCACUCUGUGCCCAUGAGGAUGAGGAAGCUGCCGGAUUCCUUCUUCAAGCCGCCGGAACCCAGGGGCCACUCAAGACAAGCCAGUUCAGACGGAGGCGUGUGCGGCUCCCUCACUCCUCAUCACGUCCGCGCUCAUUCCUCCCCCGCCUCCCUCCCAGUCAACUCCCUCUCCGCUCAAGUGGAUGCAGAUGCAGCAGCCACGCCGCUCAUACCCGAUGACGUGCCACUCCCUGACGGUUGGGAGAUGGCAAAGACGUCCACUGGCCAACGGUACUUCAUCAACCACGUACACAAGACGACCACAUGGCAGGACCCCCGCCUCUCGCAGCUUCAGUCGGCUGCAGCCCAGCAUCAGAUCGCCUGCACCCCGAUCCACGCCCACUCCUUCAGCAACCCAGCGCCCACUACGCAACCAAAAAAUGUUAUUCCUGAGACAGGUCCACUGCCUGAAGGCUGGGAGCAGGCUGUGACUGCAGAUGGAGAGAUGUACUACAUUGAUCACAUAAAUAAGACCACCACAUGGGACGACCCACGUCUAGCUCAGAAGGCAAACCCUACCAUGCUCAGUUUGGCAAUGCAGCAAAGGCAGGAAAAGCUCAGACAGAAGCAAGGCAUCCUGCCUCAGUUUGCACCUCAGGAGGCCGGAAGUAGCAACCAGAUGCCUGGAGGGAUGGACCAUGACAGGAGUGCACAGAUGCUUGUCCCAUCGGUGGAUGUCAGGAUCAGGGCCCUGAACCAAGAACCAAACCUUAAUGGGGCUCACUCUCGCAACGAAAGCACCGAUAGCGGUCUGAGCGUCAGCAGCCUGCCACGCACAUCUGACCACAUGUUGGGCUCUGUGGAUCAUAUGGACACUGGUGACUCUAGUGACCCCCCCUCCAUGAGCCUGCAGGAGCCGAUGCCUGUGCUCCCGAUCAACGAGGAGCUGAUGCCCGGCAUCCCCGACGGUUUGACUUCAGACAUCUUGAUGGACAUGGACACGGUUCUGUCCGGGCCACACAUGGACAGGGACAGCCUCCUCACCUGGCUAUAGACGCAAGCACCCCUCUGCCCGGUUGAGAGUGGUUUGAAAUCAAGCUUUUUGUAGCGUGACUGAGAAUUCUGGGAAAUUUGAUUCGGAUUUAAAAGUGGUACAGAACAACUACACAAAAUAUUCUACAGAUAUGAUGGAUACCUAACACUACUCACUCCCUGACCGGUGAAAUACAAAUUACUCUAAAAGAUGCAAUCAGCUUUCUCUUUUUGGGCCUGAUUUUGCAUAAUAGGCUCCACUUCUUUUUAUAUGGGUCCUUCAAACGUUAUGUCCAACCAGAAUCCCUCUUGGAAUUUUUUCAAAGCUAUAAUAGUGCUCUUGUGCAAGGAACUUAAAAAAGACCAAUAUAUAAAAGAACAGAAAACAAAGAAUUUCAAUUUUACUCUAAUCACGGAAGAAAGCUGUAGUAAUUAAAUGUACCAUCUAAUGAUGCUACCUCUGAGCAGUUUGUACCAUGUGACUGUAAUGCACAUUCUUAGAGUGUAAAGAAAACCUUCUACCACAUUUUGGCUUAAAGUGAACAACAAAUCAAAGUUUUUGGGGGUUUUUUUAUAGCUGCAAAAUCUCAGGGCAUCUUAUCAAAAGGAAGGAAGAGGCGCCCUCUUGUGGUAAGUUGGAGAAAAACACCAUUUCCUGCCUAAAACAGUCAGCUGUAAAAAGUGAAAGAAUAUUGUAAUUACUUUGUCAGUGUCAACUAAUGAAGCCAUUCCUUUUCUAAUUUUGCUAAUAUAUUAGUUCUGAACACUAAGCAUUAACUUUAAAGACGUACAAAGGCUUUCCUCCUCAACAUAUAAACACAUUAAUUGGGUCCAUCUACCGGUAUAUGUAGGGUUUCCCCAGAAAACUACAGAAUAAUCCUCAGUUUCUGUUUUCAGUGCUUAACCCUUCUUUUUCAAGAAUGAAUUUACAGCCUCGCUGAAAAAGAAAUCUAGAGGCAUUUUUUUUGAGUGAUUGCAAUAUAGUUUUUAUGUUCGUUUUUUUGGUUUUAAAACCAUUUUUAUUAAAGUUUUGAUCCAUACCGACACUCGACAUGAUCUUCACAGGUGCACCAUUUAUUUUGGAUUUCCAAUGAACUCCUCUGUGUUGCAUAGUUGUUUUAUUUUCUUUCUGCUAAACUCUUCUGUAGGUAAAGGUGCUCUCUAGUUACCAUUUGACCUGGGAUGUGUUUUUUUUCUUUCUAUAAGUUAAGCUUAAAGGAUAAAUGUUA
Molecule: messenger RNA, 2657 nt
Organism: Cyprinodon tularosa
Lineage: Eukaryota; Metazoa; Chordata; Actinopteri; Cyprinodontiformes; Cyprinodontidae
Product: transcriptional coactivator YAP1-like
Exons: 9
Coding region: 293-1450 (385 amino acids)
Biological process (GO): hippo signaling; positive regulation of transcription by RNA polymerase II
Cellular component (GO): cytoplasm; nucleus
Molecular function (GO): protein binding; transcription coactivator activity; transcription corepressor activity
Source: RefSeq, a predicted model, not a curated record